Molecule: messenger RNA, 3361 nt
Organism: Dreissena polymorpha
Lineage: Eukaryota; Metazoa; Mollusca; Bivalvia; Myida; Dreissenidae
Product: obg-like ATPase 1
Exons: 12
Coding region: 123-1319 (398 amino acids)
Cellular component (GO): cytoplasm
Molecular function (GO): ATP binding; ATP hydrolysis activity; GTP binding
Source: RefSeq, a predicted model, not a curated record
GAAUCUCUUGUGUGGUACACUGUGGAACGCCUUCCUAAAGUCUGAAUUUACAGUUUCAACUUGAACGUUUUCAUCUAGAGCAUCUGUCCAGUCCUCCAACACAGCUAGCAAUUGACAGAAGCAUGGCCCCAAAGAAAAAAGCUGAGGCAACAAACGAGCCCGUUUUCUUGGGUCGUAUUGGAACAAACCUGAAGAUCGGAAUAGUAGGCUUACCAAAUGUUGGCAAAUCCACCUUCUUCAAUGUGCUCACCAAGAGUCAGGCCGCUGCAGAGAACUUUCCUUUCUGUACCAUAGACCCUAAUGAAAGUCGUGUACCAAUACCUGACGCCAGAUUCGACUUCCUCUGCGAAAAUUUCCAACCUGCCAGCAAGGUGCCUGCAUUCCUCAAUGUAGUGGAUAUAGCAGGGCUGGUGAAGGGAGCUCACGAGGGCAAGGGGCUGGGUAACGCUUUCCUGUCCAACAUUAAGGUCUGCGAUGCCCUCUUUCAUGUUGUCAGAGCGUUUUCUGAUGAGGAGGUGAUCCAUGUGGAGGGUGAUGUGGACCCGACCCGUGACCUCUCCAUCAUCCAUGACGAGCUGCGUCUGAAGGACCUCGAGUUCAUCGACAAGAACAUUGGCGGUCUGGAGCGCGCCGUCAACAGGGCGGGGGAGAAGAAACUGAAACCUGAAUAUGAUUGCAUCAAGAAAUGUCAAGAGGGUUUGAACGACGGCAAAUGGGUCCGAAAUCUAACGUUUGAUGCUAAAGAGAUAGAAAUAUUGAAUGAGCACCUAUUUCUAACUGCCAAGCCUGUCAUAUACCUGGUAAAUUUGUCUGUGAAAGAUUAUAUAAGGAAGAAAAACAAAUGGUUACCCAAGAUCAAAGAGUGGGUGGAUGAGCGUGAGCCGGGCGCCACAGUGAUCCUGUUCAGUGCCCAGUAUGAGCUGGACCUGAUGGACCUGCCCUCGGAGGAGGAGCGAGCCAAAUACAUCCAAGAACAGGGUGCACCUAGUGCUCUGGAGAAGAUUAUUAUUAAUGGCUACAAGGCAUUGGGUCUUAUGUACUUCUUCACCAGCGGCAAGGAUGAAGUCAAAGCCUGGACAAUACAGAAAGCUACAAAGGCCCCCCAGGCGGCCGGCCGUAUCCACUCGGACAUGGAGAACGGUUUCAUCAUGGCGGAGGUGAUGGCGUUUGAGGACUUUAAGGAGGCAGGGUCGGAGGCCGGCUGCAAGGCAAAUGGAAAAUACAAGCAGAAAGGCCGAGAAUAUGUUGUUGCAGAUGGGGACAUUAUUUUCUUCAAAUUCAAUGCAGGUGCAGGAUUGUCUGCAGGGAAAAAGAAAUAAACAAGAAUGUAUUCAUGAGAACAUUUUUGGGAUACAUUUAAAUGAAAAAGACAAUUGCCUUGUUUACAUCAAAAGCAUCAACAUGUGCUCAUUUUAUAAUAAUUAAUUGUAUGCUUUCCUUGAGUAAUUUUUUGUCUUGAGUAUACACAGAGAGAAGAUAAUAUGUGUCUUGUUCUGAAAAAACUGGGCUUAAUUCAUGUGCGUAUAGUGUAGUCCCGGAUUAGUGCAGUGCGCGCAGGCUAAUCAGGGACGACACUUUUCGCUUUUAUGGUAUUUAUAGUUUCAAAGAAGUCCCUCCUUACCGAAAAUCAAGUUUAGACGGAAAGUGUCCUCCCUGAUUAGCCUGUGCAGACAGCACAGGCUAAUCUGGGACAACACUUUAUGCACAUGUAUUAUGUCCAGUUUUAUCAGAACAAGACACAUAUUGAUUUAAGCUUUAUAUUCACAGAAAGUGCUUUCAGUUAAACAAUGUAUCCAGACUGUGAAGAUAUUUAUUAAACUCAAAUAUUGCAAUAGUCAAGCAGCUGCAUGAUUUAAACAAUAGCUUUAGUUGAAGCUAAAUUGCAGGGGGGGCCCGUACCAUUUCUAUGCCCAACCCUUUACAAAUAUUUACCUCCUAUUUUACCCUCUUUCAUUUGUCAAUAUUGUUGCAAAAGACACAUUCAACAUAAUAUAUUGGCUAUAAAUGAUUUUACAGAUUAACAUUGAAUAUAUGCUGAAGUGGCUUACAAAGUUAACCAUACGAUAUUUGUUCACAGAAAAGGUUGGCCUGCCCCUUUUAAGGCUUCCCAACCCCUCCCUUGUCAUUUUAUGUAUUGGUAUGGAUAGCAUACAUAAUAAUUUUACAGUGAAAAAAGGAUAUCUAACAGUCAAGCCGUGCUCUGUGAAAUGGGGGUUUAAUGCAUUUGCCUAAAGUGUCAUCCCAGAUUAGCCUGUGCAAGCCGCACAGGCUAAUCAUGGACGACACUUUCCGCUUUUAUGAUUUGUUUUGUUUCAAGAAAGUCUCUUUGUAGCCAAAAUCAAGUUUAGACGGCAAGUGUCGUUCCUGAUUAGCCUGUGCAGACUGUACAGGCUAAUCUGGGACAACACUUUUAGAACAUGCAUUAAACCCCAUUUUCACAAGAGGGUGUUACAAAUUUGCUUUCAGCGGCAUUAUAUGCCAUACAAGUAAAUUAUCCACUGUCCCACUCACACAAAGAUAAACCUAAUGCUAUGUAGUACUACACUAAUUGUCAUUUCACAAUGGGUCUGUGCAGUACUUUGAUUGUGUUCCAUGUUGUAAGACCUUUUUAUCCUUACUCUUUUAUCAUGACUAUGUAAGCAAAUAAUUAAUGAUUGAACUACUUGUGCAAAUAAUGACAUCAUGUGGACGCACUUUGAGUUGAAUUUCCUGAAAAUGCAAUUUUUAAAACUACAUCUGUGUUGCUAUUUUUCUUGUUAUACCUUGCUACGUCAUAAUGAUGCUUAUUAGUGUUUAAUUGUGUCUUGUUCUGAGAAAACUGGGCUUAAUUCAUGUGCGUAAAGUGUCGUCCCAGAUUAGCCUGUGCAGUCCGCACAGGCUAAUCAGGGACGACACUUUCCGCCUAAACUUGAUUUUCGGUAAUGAGGGACUUCCUUGAAACUAAAAAUACCAUAAAAGCGGAAAGUGUUGUCCCUGCUUAGCCUGUGCGGACUGCACAGGCUUAUCUGGGACGGCACUUAACGCACAAGCAUUAAGCCCAGUUUUCUCAGAACAAGACACAAUUAAUUGAUUGUUUUAAGAAUAACGUCAUUUAUUUUGGAUAAAUGGUUCCAACUUUGUUUAAAGGCACAGUGCGGAAAGGUACUGGUAAAUUAGACUUGCUUGAACUGUGCUUGUUUUUCUGUGUUCGCUUUUUUAUCAGUGCUGUAUCAACAAAAGAAUGUACUCAAACAACAAAUACAUUGUGUGCUUUUUAAAAUUUCAACAAGGGACAUACUUUGUAUGUAAUGGUCCCUGAUUUCAACACUCGACUUACACUAUUGAAACGCAAAGACUUAAAUAAAUUAUUGAAAGUCUACAA